AUGCCUCCCCGAGUGGCAAGAAGCAGUAUAGCCUCCAGCAAACCCACCACCGCGCGCAAGAAGAACCAAAAGCGCACCCUCAACGCCCUCUCCAUCGCCGCAGCCCAGAAUCCCGAGUCCCACAAAGUGCGCCAGCACCGCCUCGGCGAGGCCGAAGAUGAUGCCCCCCGCCGCAAACGGCAGCGUCUCGCUGACGAUGACGAGGGGGAUGAAGAUGGAGAGGUACAAGUCUCCAACCCUCGGAAGAAGGUCGCCAAGGGACGGUUCGACGAACUGGAUAUAGAGUCCGGGAGCGAUAGCGAGGGGAAUAGUUGGAUGAUGGGUCAUGUGGGGGAUGAGGACGAUGAGGAUUUGGAUAGUGAUGAGGCGUUCGGGAGUAGUGACGAGGAGAGGUUUGAGGGGUUUACGUUUCGGGGGAGUAGUGGCUUAAAGCAGAAGAAGAAACCAAGGCGCAAGGUUGAGCUUGCGGAGGACGGGGAGGCGGGGCUUGAUCUGGAUGAGGGGGAAGAUGUGGAUGGGGAAGAGGACGACGACGAGAGCCUGGGCGAAGAUGCGGUAGAUUUGGCCACUGCGCUGGAUCAGUAUGAGGAGUCUGAGGACGAGGAGCCUCAGGCGUCUAAGCGCAAGCGACGACUGGACAAUGAGGGCGAUCACGGCAGCGAUUUUGGCGGGUUCAGCGACGAGGCAGGAGAAGAUGACGAAACAUCAGACUUCUCCAUGUCCGAUGCCGAUGAUGAUGCAGAUGCCAAUCAGCUUUCUAAAUUACAAGACCUCAUCUCCUCUCUCGAUGCCGAAUCAGCCUCAGCAGGUAAGAAACGCCGCGGUGUGGACGUUCACGAGUCCAGCGCGCCCUCAGACUACGGCCUAACAGCCUCCACCAAACUCAAAAUUGAGGACCUCCUCCCCACCGUUACCGACCCUCGGCUCAAGAAGUCCCUCAAGAUCAUCAGCAGCGACAAACCCUCCAAAAGAAGCGGCAUACCCGGGAAACUCGAAGCGCCCCUCCCAAAGCGCCAACAAGACCGUCUCAACCGCACAGCCGCCAACGAGAAGGCAAAAGAGACAUUGGAGCGAUGGGUCGACACAGUGAAGCACAAUCGGCGAGCGGAGCAUCUGCAGUUCCCUAUGAAGGCGCCUCAAGAUGCGGCAGAGCCGCUUGGAACGAACAAGCUACUCCCUACGUCUAGCAGUGCGCCACUCACGGACCUGGAAAGCACAAUCCAGGAUAUCUUGCAGCAAAGUGGUUUAGCGAGCACCAACGGCAGGUCAGACGAAGAUCAGAUCCGCGCGUUCGAGGAGCUGCAGACUAACAAGAUGCCUGUGGAAGAGGUGCUUGCUCGACGGGCUGAGCUUCGGAAAGCGAGGGAUCUGCUCUUUCGCGAAGAGAUACGCGCAAAACGCAUCAAGAAGAUCAAGAGUAAAUCAUACAGGCGAGUGCAUAGGAAAGAGAGGGAACGAGCCGCGCAGCAGGAGAAAGACGCUUUUGCUGCUGCCGGUAUUGAUAACUCGGAAGACGAACGUGAGCGUAACGACCGCCGCAGGGCUGAAGAGCGGAUGGGAGCGAAGCAUCGCGAGAGCAAGUGGGCGAAGGGCAUCAAGCAGACGGGAAGGGCGGCCUGGGACGAUGAUGCGAGAGCGGGUGUCACUGAGAUGGCUAGGCGGAACGAGGAGCUGAGGAGGAGGAUCGAAGGCAAGGACAUCCGAGAUGAAGAGGAUGAUAAAGGAACGGACAUCAGCAGCGAAGAGAGCGAAGACGAUGAGGAGCUUGAUAUCAACGGCGGCGAGGCGAGGCGACUACAACGUCAGCUGCGCAGAGCCGGUGGUAGCGACAGCGCGGACGAGAGCACGACGAAGCUUGGCUCAAUGAAGUUCAUGCAAAGAGCUGAAGCUGCGCGCAAGGCGCAGAACGAUGAAGACAUUGAGCGUAUGCGACGAGAGCUGGCAGGCGAGGAGACGCCGAGCGAUGAAGAAGAGGAGAAGCCAGUCGGUCGUAGGAUCCUUGGACCGACUCCGAAGACGUCUGACACUCCUGUCACCCGCAGUGCAAGGGAUGAGUUCGAGGAGAGAUUUGGCUCCGAAGAUGAAGACGAAGUAGACAUCGUCCUCGGCGAUGACACCCCUGCUGCACCUUCCGCAUACGGCAAAGGCCGCGCUAACGGUCACAAGAUCGAUGCAGCCGCGAAGAAGGUCAGCCUUAGUGGCAGGAAUGGACUACACAAGUCAGCGCCGCAAAAGGAGCUUAUGGAUGACUCCGAGAAUCCAUGGCUAGUAGGGCCCAUCAAGAAAAGCCGCGGUUCAAAAGACCUUGCAAACGGAGAAGGUGCACAGCUGACGCUCGACACUUUGCAAGCUAACGGUGUCUCGACACAAAAAAAGAAGUCCAAGCCAGUUCAAGCAGCACGAGAGACUGAGGCUCCGGCUGACGCCGACGGCUGGACGACAGUAACCUACAAGAACCAAAACGGUACCAAUAGCAAUGACAGUGACGAGUCAGACGGCGAAACUCACAAGCCGUUCGUCCUCCGCAACGACGACCUCGUCGCCAAAGCCUUCGCCGGGGACGCGGUAGUCGCCGACUUCUCGAAAGGAAAGGCCGCCACCGCCAUCGACCAAGACGAGAAGGUCAUCGACAACACCCUCCCCGGCUGGGGCAGCUGGACGGGCGCAGGCAUCAGCAAGCGCGAGAAGGCGCGCGCGAAGAACCGCUUCGUGACGAAACAAGAAGGCGUCAGGGCAGCUGACCGCAAGGACGCGAGGCUAAAGCAUGUCGUCAUCAAUGAGAAACGCGUCAAGAAGAACGCGAAGUAUCUGGCUAGCCAGCUGCCGCAUCCGUUCGAGAGCAGGGAGCAGUAUGAGCGUAGCUUGAGGCUGGCGGUCCUGCCGGAGGUGGUUACGAAGGAGACGCUGCAGGACUUUACGAAGCCUAGGGUGUUAAUCAAGCCGGGGGCUGUGAUUAGGCCGUUGGAGAAGCCGCUGUUGUGA
Messenger RNA from Coniosporium apollinis CBS 100218, 2982 nucleotides. RefSeq lists its product as uncharacterized. The record is from RefSeq and is a predicted model, not a curated record. Lineage: Eukaryota; Fungi; Ascomycota; Dothideomycetes. The transcript has a single exon. The coding region runs from base 1 to 2982 and encodes 993 amino acids. Gene Ontology annotation, cellular component: small-subunit processome; nucleolus. Gene Ontology annotation, biological process: rRNA processing.